AUGUUAACACCAAAUAGAAAGACUAAAAGAAGUUCUGGUGUUUAUGCUGCCUUUAAAUCUCCAUUAAAAGUGGUCGGUGAAAAUGAAAUGUCCACCGAUGCCUCCGAUGUUCGAAGCAGUAAAAUCCCUAAAAAUCUAAGUAGUAGUGACACGAGUCAAUUUGAUGCACUAAGUAAACUGGAUCAAAACGAAUCACUUCACCGAUAUAGCACCGGUUGUUAUUCAAGAAAUAAUAAUUCUUCAUUUAGCACACGGAAAUGUUCAACAUCGGAUGGUGUUGGUGAUAAUAUUACAUUAAAUUCUGAACAGCCAUUUUCAUCCUGUAUACAAUCUUAACAUUUUAAUCAAGUAUUCUCACGGAUAUAUUCGCGUCACUACACCCUUUGUACCUUGGUCUACGCCUAGAAAACUAUCUCAUAAACCACUGCGGAUUAGUAAUGAAUUAAGACAGUUACUAGGAAAAGGAAAGAACUUAUGGGACCGGCUUAUUGUGACUGGGAGGGAUGAGUUUUGGAUGGAAUACAGCGAAAUUCGAAACCUUUGUAAGUAUAGGAUUGACAAAAUUCGUAUAGAGUGUACGAGAUUUAUAAAGUUAUAUUUGUAAAAUCUCAGCGAA
Trichobilharzia regenti is the source of this 616-nucleotide messenger RNA. The record is from the annotation of a GenBank genome assembly. NCBI's taxonomy places the organism in Eukaryota, Metazoa, Platyhelminthes, Trematoda, Strigeidida, Schistosomatidae.